Molecule: messenger RNA, 393 nt
Organism: Ceraceosorus guamensis
Lineage: Eukaryota; Fungi; Basidiomycota; Exobasidiomycetes; Ceraceosorales; Ceraceosoraceae
Exons: 7
Coding region: 1-393 (130 amino acids)
Source: RefSeq, a predicted model, not a curated record
AUGCCUGCACCCCACCUUGCCCCUCUCACACACCAACACCUCUGCAAAGACAUCCACAAUUCGAACACGCACAGCAAACUAGCCAAAAUGGGAUUUUUCAGCUCUGACAACCACCAGGAGGUGUACAACGGCGAGCCUCACGAGGGCAAGUGGACCCACGAGCUCGUCGGCGGUGCCGCCGCUUUUGAGGCCAUGCGCAAGUACGAGCAGCACGAGGCAGCUAACGGCAAGCCCGCCAACCACGCCCUGGCGAAGGAGAUCCUCGCUGGUAUCGCCGGCGCUGAGGCCGACAAGCUCUUCGAGACCAAGGGCCUGGACUUCAUUGACCGCGAGCGCGCUAAGCACCACGCUCAGGAGGAGGCCAAGCAGCAGUACGAGCAGCAAUACCAGUAA